Messenger RNA from Lynx canadensis (Canada lynx), 3356 nucleotides. Its product is annotated as zinc finger protein 782-like. Bases 195 to 1007 code for a protein of 270 amino acids. The record is from RefSeq and is a predicted model, not a curated record. NCBI's taxonomy places the organism in Eukaryota, Metazoa, Chordata, Mammalia, Carnivora, Felidae. Gene Ontology annotation, molecular function: DNA-binding transcription factor activity, RNA polymerase II-specific; RNA polymerase II cis-regulatory region sequence-specific DNA binding. Gene Ontology annotation, biological process: regulation of transcription by RNA polymerase II. The transcript has a single exon.
CCCCCUUUGAAUGUGGACAAAACUUCAGCCAUAAUUCAGCUUACACACCAGAGAAAUUCUGUGAUUAUAAUAAACAUAGGGGAGCCCUCUGCCCCCAGUCAGCCUUCAGGGUACGUCAGAGGACUCGCAUAAGGUUGAAACCCUAUGAGUGUCGCGGAUGUGGGAAAUGCUUCUGUAAGAAAUCGUACCUCCUCAUGCACCAGAGAAUUCACACAGGGGAGAAACCUUACAGGUGUAAUGAAUGUGGGAAAGAUUUCAGCCACAAGUCAAGCCUAUGGAAACAGCAGAGAACUCACACAGGGGAGAGACCGUACAAAUGUAUGGAAUGUGGGAAAACUUUCAGCUGGAAGUCAGACCUGAGAGUCCAUCAGAGAACUCACACAGGGGAGAAACCCUAUGAGUGCAGUGAAUGUGGAAAACCUUUGGUGCAGAAGUCAACUCUCAAAACCCAUCAGACAAUUCACAAAGGGGAGAAGCCUUAUGAAUGUAAUGAAUGUCAGAAAACCUUCACCCAGAAUUCACCCCUCAGAACACAUCAGACAACUCACACAGGGAAGAAGCCCUAUGCAUGUAAGGAGUGUGGGAAGGCCUUCAACCAGAAGUCAAGCCUAGGAAUGCAUCAGAGAACUCACACAGGGGAGAAGCCGUACAAAUAUAAUACAUGUGGGAAGGUGUGCAGUCAGAAGUCAGGCCUAAGAAAACACCGGACAACUCACACAGGGGAGAAGCCGAAUGAAUGCGAUGAGUAUGGGAAAGCGUUUAGCGAGAAAUCUGGCUUACAAUUACACCGGAGAACUCACACGGGGGAAAGACUAUAUAAGUGUAAUGAGUGUGACAGAGCCUUCACCUACAAAUCAAUCUUCAGAGGACAUCAGGAGGGUCAUAAAAGGGAGAAACUCUCUAAAUAUGAUGAAGGUGAGAAAGCUUUCAGCGAGAAAUCUGGCUUACAAUUGUUGCAGAGAACUCACCCAGGGGAGGAACCAUACGAAUGUAGAGAGCAUGGCUGAGCCUUCACCUCUAGAUCAGUCCUCACAGGACAUCAGGAAGCUCCUACAGGGGAGGAAUGUAUUAAUGUGAUGAACGUGGGGAAGCUUUUAGCCAUAAAUCGGACUUCAGAAAACAUCAGGGGACUCUCACGGUAAGAGGAACACUGAAUGGAAUGAAUGUGGUAGAACUUACCUCAGGGAUCACACACACAGGAAAGCCUGACAACCCUACUGAGUGAAGGAAAAUCUUGAUUGCAGAUCAGACACUCAAAACUGUAGCUGUUCUGUGUUGCAGACUUCAGGCGGCUCUCCUGUAAGUUCUCCAGGACCUGUCGUUUGCCUGAGUAUUUGCCUGGGUUGGCCUACUUCUCACACGUGUGUGUGUCUGGCUCCACGAAACCUCUGACGUAGUGUAGAGCUGAUACAAGGAUGCUUUUUGACUUACCAAACAAUCGAGCCCUUCCAGAGAGCGCUGUCAGCCUUCCCUGGGUCCCGUAACCCCAGUAGAUAACCAGGAGUUAAGUGAAUCCGUGUAAACCUGUAGACCUGGGUGCGGUCCCGACUCAGCUACUUACUAGACCAGCAACCUCCUCGCCCUGAGUCUCCACUCCCUUCUUUGUGAACUGUCGCCCGUGUUUGUUGCAAGGGUUAAAGGGCACAGGGUGGAAACAAAGCAGUGUCGAUUCCCUUCUGUCUUACAUAAUUCAUGCCUCCUAAGAGAUGAUACGGGUAAAGUUAGGGGAAAAACAGGCAGGAAUAUGGAGAUGACCGGAACUUGAAGAGAAAGUGAGAGUUCUGAAGGAGGGGUGGGAGUCGGAGCUGGAGGUGUCCCUACAGUGCUUGGUGGGGCUCAUGGCUCCACUCCUUGGGCCCUUCCCGUCCAGGACACCCCAGAUCUCAUACCCUCGUGACUCAACUCUCCCUGGACAACCACAGUGGUGGCAGACCGUCCUCAGAGACCUGCUUCUCUGGUUUUCGCAGACGCAAGCUCAGGGCCACAGCAACCAUCUUGAGAUUUUUGUGGGCUGGAAAUGGGUAAAAAUGGGAGUUCUGUUGCCAGAACUAAGGAUUUGGGUAAAGUCCAGGAUUCUCGACUAAGCCUUACCAGCAGUUUCUUUAUAAUCUUUAAAAUAUGUGGAGCCCAACUACAUUAAUCUAUUUUUAUUUAAAGCAGCUUGUAAUUUGAUUUAUAAACAUUUCUCUCUAAAAGAAAAAUGUGUAUUAGUAAUAAUAAAUGAAACCAAUUUAUAACUUGCCAUGUAUAGAAACUAAUUGAAAAAAUCUUUACAGAAACAGGACAGCAGUUUAAAAAAUUAUAAGUAGAUGAUGUAAUCAAUUUCAGAACUCAUCUCUGACAUUAGAAAAAUGACUUGAGGAAACCUGUUAGGUAUAGGAAAGACUGUCAGCGCUUGGGGUCUUCUGGUGACUAAAAUAUCUUACCGGUCUUGAAGUUCAAUAGAUUGAGAUGGCCUUUGCUACUUUCCAUAAGGUGGAAGGAAGGACGCAGCUCAAACCAGUUGUGGGGUGGAGGCACAGAAAAUGAAAAUGUACAACUUCUAGAUUAUGGGGAUGAUCACAGGCAGGAAGCUGCAGAUAAGCAUUUACAGAGCAAAGCAAAUGAUUUCCUCCUGGUAGGAGUGGAGUUUGGGAAGCCCCGUUUGUUUGGAAAGUGGCCUCUGCACCAUCUCAAAAAGCUCCCAACCUGAGGAAAACAGGCUCAUGGUUAGUUUUAGGGGCCCAGAUAUGGCACACUGGCCCCGGGUCCCCCUGACUUGUUACGGACAAACCAAGUUCUAAGGAAGAAGCAAGGUAGAAUUCCUUCGUACAGUCUCCUCCUUUCCAUGCCCGUUCACCAGACUUGUAGUUGAGACUCUUGCUUCUGAAACACGAAAGUGUUGUACGUGUAGAGACCAUAUGACAAAUAUUCAGGUUGUGGAGCACAAUAGAAUGUGAUCUGUGAACCCACUACCUCGCUUAAGGAUAACGGUAUUGGCCAUGAAAGAGUGAGAGUGUAUCCACUGGGAUACUCUUGCCCAAUCUAUCUCCUGCCUCCCAGAGACAGCAGCUAUUCAAAAUUGCGUGCGUGUUUGUGUGUGUGCACAAGUGUGUAUCACUGAUUUGCCUUUAAAAAAAUAAUAAUUAUGAAUCUAUAAAUUAUACAUACAAUUAUUAUUGUAUGGUUCUACUUACUUUGAAAUUAGAAUGGUCAUGUGUCCUGCUUUUGUGACAUGGCUUUUUUUGAGUCAAUGUGAUGUACCUAACAUUCAUACAUACUGAUUUGGAUGGUUGUACUUCAUUCAGUUUCAUUUAUGUAUAGCUUGAUAUUAAAAUGUAUUCAUUCAUGGUUUUGGCCAGGUAUUUUGAAGUAAA